GCAUUUCGCCACCACUUUCCACACAUUGGGCUUCUGUGACAAAGAAGUUUAGCAGUUUUGCAAUUCUUUUGUUUCAUUCUUACAUAUACGAGUGUACAUUUGGACUUAAUGAUACAACUAAACAAACCCGAGUAAAGGAAACACAGAUGGACCAAAAUCUUUUUGGAGGGGCUCCUCGGUUCCUGACCAGGCCGAAAGCCUUUUCUCUGAGUGUUGGUCGAGAUGCUACCCUCAGCUGCACUGUUGUGGGAAAUCCUGUUCCUUCUGUAAUUUGGGAAAAAGAUAAACUACAUAUAACCACAGGUGGGCGCUUUAAAACAGUGGAGGAUGGGGAUGUUUAUCGACUCACUAUCUAUGACCUGAUGUUAGAGGACAGCGGGCAGUACAUGUGCCGUGCCAAGAAUAAUGUUGGUGAAGCCUAUGCAGCUGUGACUCUGAAGGUAGGCCUUCCCGGAACAGUGAUGGAUCGAGCCCCAGUUUUCACAGUGAAGCCUGUCUCCACCCGAGUGGGUUUGGGUGGUGAUGUUACUUUCUACUGUCGUGUUGUGGCCCACCCUACUCCCAACUUUGACUGGGAAAAGGAUGGUCUUUAUCUAGGUGAGACCAAUCGCAUCAAGAUAACUUCAGACAGUGAUACUAGCUCUGUGCGGAUUCAGAGUGUCAGGAGUAUGGACAGUGGUACCUACACCUGCCGGACCCAGAACUCCAUUGGUCGUGCCCAGGCUGUUGCUGCCUUGGUGGUUGACUCCCAGGACACACGACUUUUGAAUUACGACAAGAGCACCUCUCUUCUCAGCCACCUGCAAAAGCGAAAAGAGGAGAUGUGUAAGGACAUCUCCCUCUCUCGCAUGGCAGAAAGCUAUACAUCAUCUUCCACUAAAAUCAUUAAGGACCUAAGCAAUUUAAGACUUGCCUCUGACCAGGAGCAGCAAGGAUCAGAUUUGGUUAGCAAGUUACCUAAAGGUGUCUUUACCCGAACCUGCACGGUGACAGAGGGCAAACAUGCCAAGCUUAGCUGCUUUGUCACAGGCCACCCCAAACCACAGAUCAUUUGGAGGAAGGAUGGAGUGAACAUCAGUGAGGGUCGCAGACACAUCAUGUAUGAAGACCAAGCAGAGAACUUCAUUCUCAAAGUACUGUACUGCAAACAAAGUGAUAAUGGCCUCUACACCUGCAAUGCUUCCAACUUGGCUGGGCAAACCUAUAGUGCUGUGCUGGUGAUUGUAAGAGAGCCAAAGGUGCCAUUUAAGAAGAAGUUGCAAGAUGUAGAGGUCAAAGAGAAGGAGACGGCCAUGUUGCAGUGUGAGGUGCCAGUGCCAUCUUCCCAAGCUUCCUGGUUCAUGGAGGAGACUCGUCUGGAACAAAAUGCAAAGUACCGCAUGGAGCAGGAAGGCACACUUUGCAAACUUAUGAUUCAUAAUGUCACAACCAAUGAUGAUGCUGUCUACAUCUGUGAAAUGAAGGAGGGAAGCAGGACUGUGGCUGAGCUUACUGUUCUGGGAAACAUUACCAAGAAGUUGCCUAGAAGGACAGUUGUUCCAGUGAGUGAUUCAGUGAUCUUUUGUGUUGAGCUUGAGCAUCCUGUAGAUGAUGCUUACUGGACCAGAAAUGGAGAAAGACUAAAAGAGGAUUCAAGGGUUACUAUUGCCCACUCACUUAAACAAUACACCCUCACAAUUCGUGACUGCACUGCAGAUGACUCAGGAGAGGUGGCCUUUAUUGCACGUGACUGCAAGACCUCCACCCGAUUUUCUGUUAUUGCACCAAGAAAGCAUCCACCAGAUUCCCCAGUAAAACCAACAGUAUUAAACAAGACCAGCAACUCUAUCACUUUGGGCUGGUCUCGACCAGACAGUGAGAGGCCUGUGCCCAUCAAUAGUUACAUUGUGGAGAACAGAAAGGUGGGAGCUAAGACAUGGGUUAGAGUCACAGGCACUGAAAUUGUGUCCAGCACUGAAUACACAAUCAACAAUAUCACUGAGGAAGGCAGCUACCAGUUUCGCAUUGCAGCCAUUAAUGAUUAUGGUCAGAGUGCAUAUCUGGAGGUUCCUGGAACAUUUUUUCUUGAGCCCACUGCCUCAGUAAAAAGACACUUGCAUAAUUGUAGUUUUUUCUCUGGUGAGGAAGCCACAUUUACUGUGGAGCUUUCUGCAGUGUGCUCUGGUAUCUGGUUCCUGAAUGGCCAACAAAUCCGCAGUGGAGCAGACUACCUCAUCACUUGCAUGCGGACCUUACACACAUUAUUAAUCAGGGAGGUGAACACUGCAUUAGAUGGAGCCCAGGUCAAAUUUGUGGGUGGUGGAUCAGAGAGUUCCUGUUUCCUUAAUGUAACAUCUGCUCCUGCAUGUUUUACCAAGAAAUAUUCUGAUGCAGAAGUAUUUAUAUUCAGUGCUCACUCAUCUGCUCAGCUGCACACAGAGGUCUCAGAUGCCACAGUCCAGGUUUCUUGGAUGAAGAAUGGCAAGGAACUAAGGAUGGGCAAGAAGUAUGAGGCCUCCAGUGAGGAACGUAAACGCACCCUGACAAUUCAUAAUGUGACCCCUGAUGAUGCAGGAAUUUAUGAGUGUGUGUGUGAUGGUGAUAGGAUGUCCAUUCAGCUCUCAGUCAAAGAACCUCAGGCCACUUUUAUCAAUAAGGACUCUUAUAAAAAAGAUGUGGAAGUAUCUGCCCUCCAGGAAGCCAUUUUAAGCUGUGAAGUAUCUGACUCCAACACUGAGGUUAAGUGGUGUAAAGAUGGCAAGCAGCUGAGCUUCAGUAAGUCUGUCCAUAUAGAGACAUUGGGAAAGAUUCGUAAGCUGAUGCUGGAUAAUGUGGAAAAAAAGGAUGCAGGAGAGUACACCUGUGAAGCUGGAAAUGAGAAGCUGGUGUUUAACAUUUAUGUGGCAGAAAAGCAGACUACAUUUGUCAACAAAGAUACCUAUCAGAGAGAAGUAAAAGCGUCUGCCUCUCAGAAAGCUACACUGAGUUGUGAAGUGUUGGAUUCUAAGACUGAGGUGAAAUGGUAUAAAAAUGGCAAACAGCUGAGCUCCAGCAAGACUGUCCACAUGGAGUCAAAAGGCAAUAUUCGUCAACUGGUGUUGGACUGUGUUGAGAAAAAGGAUGCUGGAGAGUAUACCUGUGAAGUUGGAAUGGACAGGCUGGCCUAUAUGAUUCAGGUGCCAGAAAAGCAGACUACAUUCAUCAACAAAGACUCCUAUCAGAGAGAAGUAAAAAUGUCUGCCUCUCAGAAAGCUACACUGAGUUGUGAAGUGUCAGAUUCUAAGACUGAGGUGAAAUGGUAUAAAGAUGGCAUACAGCUGAGCUCCAGCAAGACUGUCCACAUGGAGUCAAAAGGCAAUAUUCGUCAACUGGUGUUGGACUGUGUUGAGAAAAAGGAUGCUGGAGAGUAUACCUGUGAAGUUGGAAAAGACAAGCUGGUCUUUAUGAUUCAGGUGACAGAAAAGCAGACUACAUUCAUCAACAAAGGCUCCUAUCAGAGAGAAUUAAAAGUGUCUGCCUCUCAGAAAGCUAUACUGAGUUGUGAAGUGUCAGAUUCUAAGACUGAGGUGAAAUGGUAUAAAGAUGGCAAACAGCUGAGCUCCAGCAAGACUGUCCACAUGGAGGUAAAAGGCAAUAUUCGUCAACUGGUGUUGGACUGUGUUGAGAAAAAGGAUGCUGGAGAGUAUACCUGUGAAGUUGGAAAAGACAAGCUGGUCUUUAUGAUUCAGGUGACAGAAAAGCAGACUACAUUUAUCAACAAAGACUCCUAUCAGAGAGAAGUAAAAGUGUCUGUCGCUGAGAAAGCUACACCGAGUUGUGAAGUGUCAGAUUCUAAGACUGAGGUGAAAUGGUAUAAAGAUGGCAAACAGCUGAGCUCCAGCAAGAGUGUCCACAUGGAGUCAAAAGGCAAUAUUCGUCAACUGGUGUUGGACUGUGUUGAGAAAAAGGAUGCUGGAGAGUAUACCUGUGAAGUUGGAAAAGACAAGCUGUUUUUUUUUAUUCAGGUGACAGAAAAGCAGACUACAUUCAUCAACAAAGACACCUAUCAGAGAGAAUUAAAAGUGUCUGCCUCUCAGAAAGCUACACUGAGUUGUGAAGUGUCAGAUUCUAAGACUGAGGUGAAAUGGUGUAAAGAUGGCAAACAGCUGAGCUCCAGCAAGACUGUCCACAUGGAGGCAAAAGGCAAUAUUCGUCAACUGGUGUUGGACUGUGUUGAGAAAAAGGAUGCUGGAGAGUAUACCUGUGACGUUGGAAUGGACAAGCUGGUCUUUUUGAUUCAGGUGACAGAAAAGCAGACUACAUUCAUCAACAAAGACUCCUAUCAGAGAGAAUUAAAAGUGUCUGCCUCUCAGAAAGCUACACUGAGUUGUGAAGUGUCAGAUUCUAAGACUGAGGUGAAAUGGUGUAAAGAUGGCAAACAGCUGAGCUCCAGCAAGACUGUCCACAUGGAGGCAAAAGGCAAUAUUCGUCAACUGGUGUUGGACUGUGUUGAGAAAAAGGAUGCUGGAGAGUAUACCUGUGACGUUGGAAUGGACAGGCUGGCCUAUAUGAUUCAGGUGCCAGAAAAGCAGACCACAUUCAUCAACAAAGACACCUAUCAGAGAGAAUUAAAAGUGUCUGCCUCUCAGAAAGCUACACUGAGUUGUGAAGUGUCAGACUCUAAGACUGAGGUGAAAUGGUAUAAAGAUGGCAAACAGCUGAGCUCCAGCAAGACUGUCCACAUGGAGGCAAAAGGCAAUAUUCGUCAACUGGUGUUGGACUGUGUUGAGAAAAAGGAUGCUGGAGAGUAUACCUGUGAAGUUGGAAAAGACAAGCUGGUCUUUUUGAUUCAGGUGACAGAAAAGCAGACUACAUUCAUCAACAAAGACUCCUAUCAGAGAGAAUUAAAAGUGUCUGCCUCUCAGAAAGCUACACUGAGUUGUGAAGUGUCAGAUUCUAAGACUGAGGUGAAAUGGUGUAAAGAUGGCAAACAGCUGAGCUCCAGCAAGACUGUCCACAUGGAGGCAAAAGGCAAUAUUCGUCAACUGGUGUUGGACUGUGUUGAGAAAAAGGAUGCUGGAGAGUAUACCUGUGACGCUGGAAUGGACAGGCUGGCCUAUAUGAUUCAGGUGCCAGAAAAGCAGACCACAUUCAUCAACAAAGACACCUAUCAGAGAGAAUUAAAAGUGUCUGCCUCUCAGAAAGCUACACUGAGUUGUGAAGUGUCAGACUCUAAGACUGAGGUGAAAUGGUAUAAAGAUGGCAAACGGCUGAGCUCCAGCAAGACUGUCCACAUGGAGGCAAAAGGCAAUAUUCGUCAACUGGUGUUGGACUGUGUUGAGAAAAAGGAUGCUGGAGAGUAUACCUGUGAAGUUGGAAAAGACAAGCUGGUCUUUUUGAUUCAGGUGACAGAAAAGCAGACUACAUUCAUCAACAAAGACUCCUAUCAGAGAGAAUUAAAAGUGUCUGCCUCUCAGAAAGCUACACUGAGUUGUGAAGUGUCAGAUUCUAAGACUGAGGUGAAAUGGUGUAAAGAUGGCAAACAGCUGAGCUCCAGCAAGACUGUCCACAUGGAGGCAAAAGGCAAUAUUCGUCAACUGGUGUUGGACUGUGUUGAGAAAAAGGAUGCUGGAGAGUAUACCUGUGACGCUGGAAUGGACAGGCUGGCCUAUAUGAUUCAGGUGCCAGAAAAGCAGACUACAUUUAUCAACAAAAACUCCUAUCAGAGAGAAGUAAAAGCAUCUGUCUCUCAGAAAGCUACACUGAGUUGUGAAGUGUCAGAUUCUAAGACUGAGGUGAAAUGGUAUAAAGAUGGCAAACAGCUGAGCUUCAGCAAGGCUGUCCACAUGGAGGCAAUAGGCAAUAUUCGUCAACUGGUGUUGGACUGUGUUGAGAAAAAGGAUGCUGGAGAGUAUACCUGUGAAGUUGGAAAAGACAAGCUAGUCUUUAUGAUUGAGGUGCCAGAAAAGCAGACUACAUUCACCAACAAAGACUCCUAUCAAAGAGAAGUAAAAGUUUCUGCCUCUCAGAAAGCUACACUGAGUUGUGAAGUGUCAGAUUCUAAGACUGAGGUGAAAUGGUGUAAAGAUGGCAAACAGCUGAGCUCCAGCAAGAGUGUCCACAUGGAGGCAAAAGGCAAUAUUCAUCAACUGGUGUUGGACUGUGUUGAGAAAAAGGAUGCUGGAGAGUAUACCUGUGAAGCUGGAAAAGACAAGCUGGUCUUUUUGAUUCAGGUGACAGAAAAGCAGACUACAUUCAUCAACAAAGACUCCUAUCAGAGAGAAUUAAAAGUGUCUGCCUCUCAGAAAGCUACACUGAGUUGUGAAGUGUCAGAUUCUAAGACUGAGGUGAAAUGGUGUAAAGAUGGCAAACAGCUGAGCUCCAGCAAGACUGUCCACAUGGAGGCAAAAGGCAAUAUUCGUCAACUGGUGUUGGACUGUGUUGAGAAAAAGGAUGCUGGAGAGUAUACCUGUGACGUUGGAAUGGACAGGCUGGCCUAUAUGAUUCAGGUGCCAGAAAAGCAGACUACAUUUAUCAACAAAAACUCCUAUCAGAGAGAAGUAAAAGCAUCUGUCUCUCAGAAAGCUACACUGAGUUGUGAAGUGUCAGAUUCUAAGACUGAGGUGAAAUGGUAUAAAGAUGGCAAACAGCUGAGCUUCAGCAAGACUGUCCACAAGGAGGCAAAUGGCAAUAUUCGUCAACUGGUGUUGGACUGUGUUGAGAAAAAGGAUGCUGGAGAGUAUACCUGUGAAGUUGGAAAAGACAAGCUAGUCUUUAUGAUUGAGGUGCCAGAAAAGCAGACUAUAUUCAUCAACAAAGACUCCUAUCAGAGAGAAGUAAAAGUGUCUGCCUCUCAGAAAGCUACACUGAGUUGUGAAGUGUCAGAUUCUAAGACUGAGGUGAAAUGGUAUAAAGAUGGCAAACAGCUGAGCUCCAGCAAGACUGUCCACAUGGAGGCAAAAGGCAAUAUUCGUCAACUGGUGUUGGACUGUGUUGAGAAAAAGGAUGCUGGAGAGUAUACCUGUGAAGUUGGAAAAGAUAAGCUGGUCUUUAUGAUUCAGGUGACAGAAUCCCAUGUAGUAAAGUUCACUUCCAAAUUGAACAAUGUUGUGGCAUACCAUGGCACGGAUGCCAUCUUCAAAUGUGCAAUCACCCCUGUGGACGUGUGCGUCAAAUGGCUGUUUAAUAAUGUCAUUCUUACUGCCGGGCCCAAGUUCAAGAUUGCUCAUGAAGGCAUCAGCCAUUCUCUCACCAUCACUGCAGUCACACCAGAGGAUGCAGGAGAAAUUAGUGUGGAUGCUGAAGGGAAAGUUUCUAAAGCCUUUCUACAAGUACAAGAACCCCCUGUUGUGUUCAUUAAGAAGCUUGAAGGCUUAACAGUUCAGGAACAGGACACAGUAAAACUGGAGGUAGAAUUAAGCAGAAUGGCCAGUGAGAUAAAGUGGAUGAAAAAUGGUGUAGUGCUGCAGCCUGAAAAGAAUCUAAAUAUUCAAGUUGAUGGUGCCAAGCAGACUCUGAUCUUAAAGAAUGUGUCUUGCGCUGACCAAGGCCUUUAUUCAUGUGAGACUCUAGAUGACAAGACUGAGGCCAAGUUAACAGUUGAACUGAAAAAGAUACAGCUGAUUAGGGGCUUAAAGGAGAUGAAAGUUCAAGAACAAGAGAGUGUAACUAUGGAGGUGGAACUCAAUCAACCUGAUGUGGAAGGUUACUGGAGCAAGAAUGGCCAGAAACUUAAAGCGUGUCCGAAAAUAUCUAUUACAGCACUGGGAAAUAAGCAUUUCCUAACUAUUUCUCAGCUGAAGAUGGAUGAUUGUGGAACCAUUUCUUUUCAGGCAGAAGGUGUCCAUACAUCUGCAAAGCUCAUUGUCAAAGAACUUCCUGUAAAGAUUCUCAAACCACUAAAAGAUGUCAAAUGUGCAGAAAAGGAAAAGAUCACUUUAGAGUGUGAGGUUUCCAGAGCAAAUGCUGUUGUAAAGUGGUUUAGGGAUGAUGAGGAACUGAAACCAGGAAAGAAAUAUGUAAUGCAUUCCCAGGACUUCAAGCAUAACCUCAUCAUACAGAAGUGUACCUUUGAAGAUCAAGGCCUGUACAUAUGCAAAACAAGUGAUGACAGCACAUCAGCCAAGCUUGUUGUUCAUGCCUGUGACAUUAAGAUUAUAAAAAAGCUUAAUGAUGUAGAAGUGAUAGAGAAAGAGAGUACCACAUUUGUUUGUGAGGUGUCUCAUGACGAAGUUGAAGGCCAGUGGUAUAAGGGUGAGACCAGACUUAAACCUGGGGACAACAUUAAGAUGAGACAAGAAGGAAGAAAAUUUGUCUUACUCUUUAAAUCUGUGAAGUCUGAAGAUGCUGGUGAAGUCAAGUUCAUAGCUGAAAAAGCUUCAUCAGUUGCUAAGCUAACAGUCAAAGAACUGCCAGUGAGGUUUGUGAAGAAAUUAAGAGACAAAAUAGCCAUGUUUAAACACCGUGGGCACUUAGAGUGUCAAGUGUCUCGAGCCAGUGCCAAGGUCACAUGGUACAAAAACAAGGAUGAGAUUAAACCCAGUAUGAAGUAUGAGAUUUUAAGUGACAAUAUCUACCGCAAGCUCACUAUUAAUGAUGUGGACUCCAGCGAUGAGGCUACGUACACAUGUGAUGCUGUUGAUGAUAAGACCUCAUGCCAGCUGCUUGUGGAGGAACAGGCCAUCAGCAUUGUGAAGGAGCUUAAGGCAGUGGAGGUUACAGAACCAUUUGCUGCUUACUUUGAGAUUGAAAUCAGUGUGGAAGCAGUCAAGCCAGUAAAGUGGACUCUCAAUGGAGAAUGUCUAAAUGAGAGCAGCAAUAUUGAGAUAGAAAAGGAAGGAACAAUGCAUCACCUUACAUUUAAGAAGACCGAAACUUCCAUGACAGGCACUGUGCAGUUUACUGCUGGAAAAAGCAAAUCUACAGCUCUGUUUACUGUAAAAGAACGUCCCAUUGAGGUGAUCGAGCCUCUCAGAAAUGUACAUGGCAAAGAAAAAUCUUCAGCCAGGCUGACAUGCAAACUAUCUGAUGACCCUAAAGAAGUGUUAUGGUAUAAGGGUAAAACAGUUUUGGAGGCCUCCAAUAAGUAUACUAUGACAAAAAGUUCUAAUGAAGUGCAGCUGGUCAUCCACGCGCUAACUGCAGACGAUGCUGGGGAGUAUCGAUGUCAGGCUGGAACCUGUGAGAGCAUGGCCAUUCUUAAUGUUGAAGUGCGUAAAGUUCAGAUCACCAAACAUUUGAAAGAGAUGGAAGUUGAUGAGGGUGGUGAUGCUGUAUUUACCUGCGAGGUAAAUUAUGGUGAUGAGGAAGCUCAGUGGUUUCUCAAUGACAAGCCUCUUUUCAGCAAUGAUGUUAAUAUUAUCCAACAUGUGGAUGAGAUGCAUACUGUUACCCUUAAGAACUUGGCACCUCAGGAUGGUGGGAUAAUCACCUUUCAGAUUAGGGAAGAAAAGGAGACAGCCUGUCUGAAAGUAAAAGAAAAGAAAGCUGUGUUCCUUAAGUUACUAGAUGAUGUAACUGGAGAAGAAAAGGGCACAAUAAUUUUAAAAUGUGAAGUUUCGAAAGCCAUGGUAUCCCCUGUUUGGCGUAAGGAUGGUACAGUCCUUUCUGCAGACAAGUAUGAACUACUACACAAUGGCAUGAGCCUGUGUCUGACUAUACAUGACAUUACACUGGCAGAUGCAGGAGAAUACAGUUGUGAUAUUGGCACAGACUUUACAAAAUCUACUGUCACUGUAAGAGAUAUUAGCAUUGGCAUCACCAAGCGCUUGAAGUCAGUUGAGGCUAAUGCAGGCGAAAGCUGCGUGUUUGAGUGUGUACUCUCCCGAGAAAGCUCAGAAGACUGCUCCUGGAGUCUAAAAGGCCAACCAAUAACUAGCGGAGGUCGUUUCCAGAUUGGCCACAAGGGCCGCAAAUACACACUCACUAUCAAAGGACUGACUUCCUCUGACUCAGGGGAGGUGGUAUUCACACUCAAGGACUUGAGCUCUAAAGGGACAUUAUGCGUUAAAGGGGUACCUCCCACUAUCUUCAAAGAGAUGGAGGAUAUUAGCAUUGUUUCUGGAGAAGAUGCUACAUUUUCCUGUGAGAUCUCUCAAUCUGGCUUGGAUGCAAUUUGGUCAAAGGAUGGCAAGCCACUUAGAAAUAGCCAAAAGUAUGAGAUUAGUCAGGAACAUAAAAUUAUGAAGCUGGUUGUACAUAAUGUAACUGCUAAGGAUUCUGGAGAAUACUGCUGUCAUGUAACUGAUGGACCAAGCUCAACAGCCAGACUGGAAAUCAAAGAGCCCAGAAACAAAAUCAUCCAAGAACUAAAGGAUAUAGUAGCAGAAGAAAAGGAAACUAUCAGUUUGGAAUGUAAAACAGCUCAACCAGCUACCAAAGUUACUUGGCUAAAAGAAACAAAGGAGAUCAAUGCAGGAGGAAAGUAUCAGAUGACACAAAAAGAGUGCAUCCUCAUCCUCACAGUAAAAGACCUGGAGAAGGGUGAUACUGAUACAUACUCCUGUAUUGUAGAGACUGCCAAGAGCACUGCAAAGUUGACUGUUAAAGACUCUGUAAACAGAUUCAUCUGUGAGCUGAAGAAUACAGUAGCAGAAGAAAAGAAAACUAUAAGUUUGGAAUGUGAAACAGCUCAACCAGCUACCAAAGUUACUUGGCUAAAAGGAACAAAGGAGAUCAAUGCUGGAGGAAAGUAUCAGAUGACACAAAAAGAGUGCAUCCUCGUUCUCACAGUAAAAGACCUGGAGAAGGGUGAUACAGAUACAUACUCCUGCGUUGUUGGAAUUGCUAAGAGCACUGCAAAGUUGACUGUUAAAGAAUGUGUACGAAUUACAAGAGAACUUAAGAAUGUAACAGUGACAACUGGUGAGAAUGCUGUUUUCCAGUGUGAAGUGUCCCAGACAGAAGUAAAUAAUGCUCAGUGGUGGCUAGGCUCCAAUCACCUACAAAACAAUGACUUAAAUCAGAUCCACUGCCAAGGCAGGGAACAUAGCCUGGUGUUGAAAAUGGUCACACCUGAUGAUUCAGGUGACGUGACCUUUGUGGUUGGCUCUGAGAGGAGCAUUGCCUCUUUGGUGGUACAGGAGAAACCCAAAGGUACACCAGCAUUUUUUCGCAAGGAGUUAGACAACCAGGAUGCUGUUGAAGGUGACACAGUUGUCUUGAUCUGUGAGCUUUCUCAGCCUAACAUCAAUGUAGAAUGGCGUAAAGGAGGAGUAGUGCUCCAGCCUGGUAAGAAGUAUGAACUAAAACAGAUGGGAUACAUAAAAGAGCUUCAUAUCCAUGACCUGAAACCAGAGGACAGUGGCUAUUACACUUGUGAUGCUGGAGAUCAGCUAACAACAGCUUCAGUUUCAGUACAAGAGGCUGAAGUGCUCAUAGUGUCUGGUUUAAAGAGCAUUGAUGUUUUUGUGGGAGAGCAGGCAGUGUUUACCUGCCAGUUGUCUCGUCGUGCCAAAGGGAGAGUCCAAUGGUGGUUGGAUGGAACCCAUUUGGAGAACGGUCCCUUCAGUGUUAUUGGGUUGGGUGAAGACAAUGUUCAUACCCUCAAGCUAAUGAACCUUGCACCAAAUGACUCAGGAACUGUCCUGUUUAAAACGGGAAGCUUGGUGUCCUCAGCAAGACUGAUAGUGAAAGAUCCUUUUGUGGAAGUAGUCAGUGCCAUGAAGGACAUCAUCAUAGCAGAAGGCCAGCCAGCAGAGUUCAUCUGCCAGUAUUCAAGGCCAGUCAGGGCCAUAUGGAAGCAAAAUGGGAAGCCUGUGCAACCCGAAGGCCACAGAGUAGUAGUAAAGCAGGAUUGGAAUGUAGCACGGUUGUAUAUUAGCUGUGCAACUGCACAGGAUGUGGGUAUAUACUCCUGUGAGGCAGAAGGGACCAGUGUUAAGGCCUGUCUAAGUGUGCAAGCCAAACCCAUUGACAUCAUUCAAGGUCUGGAUAAUGUGGAAACUAUUGAAGGUGGAGAAGCACUUUUUGAGUGUUCCUUAUCACUUCCUGAGACUAAAAACUGUUGUUGGUUGAUUGACGGGAAACCUGUAAAGGAGUCAUCAAAAGUGGAAGUUGUUUCUUUUGAAAAUGGCCGUCGGCAUCUUUUGCUACUGAAAGACUUAAAGGCUGGUGAAAACUCUACAGUGACCUUUCAGGCUGGCACUGUAUCAUCUUCUGCACUUCUUUCGGUCAAAGGCUGGCAACUUAAAGUUGUGAAACCCUUGGAAGAUAAAACAGUCACUGCUGGUGAGCAAGUGGAGUUCACAUGCAUUUUGAAUAAGGCAGUCCCAGAGAAGGAUGUGAAUUGGUAUGCUAAUGGAAAUGAACUACAGCCAAAUGACCUUUGGGCUAUACAAAUAAAUGGAUGUUCGUUCAGCCUCAUUUUGAAAAAAACCCAAGUCCAGCCACCCCUGGAGAUCACCUUUGCUGCACAGGAUGCCAUUUCAGUGGCCAAGCUGAUUACUAUUGGUGUACCUGAUCCUCCUGAGGAUCCAGAAUUGGUGAGUAAGGGGCCUACAUCAGUUACUCUGUCCUGGUUUACACCUCUCAGCGAUGGGGGAAGCCCAAUCCUUGGAUACCGUGUAGAAAUGCGAGAAGUAGAAAGUGCACUUUGGCAGCCCUGCCAUGCCGAGCCAGUGUGCAAUACUGAGUUUCUUGUUAAUAACCUUAUCCCUGGAGCAGGUUACAGGUUUCGGGUGGCUGCUAUUAACCUUGCUGGCAUUGGUGAUCCUGUCCAGCUUCCUCAAACUGUUACUCUUGAUGCAGCAGUGACAUUCACCAAAAAGUUAAGUUGCUUUGAACUCCAAAAGGGUAUUGCCCAUUUGGAAUGUGAGGUUACUUCUGAGAAUAUACCAGUUAAAUGGCUAAAAGACAAUCAGGAGAUUGAGAUGGGAGUCAAGUACCAAGAGGUAACAGAGGCCAGAUCCCAGGUUUUGCUCAUUAAGGAUUUCCAACCCACUGAUCAGGGGGUCUAUACUUGUGUGGCCUCAGAAGAGAUUGAAACCUCUACCACCCUUGCUCUUGAAGGAGAUGGCACAAUUACAGGAGAUGGCACAAUAAUUUCUCACCUUGAGCCAAAGGAGAGUAACCAGCCUGGCUUGCCCCCUGACUCUGCCUCUGAGGGUGAUCUGCAUGCUUUAUGGGAAGCUCUGGCUAAGAAACGCAGAAUGAGCAGGGAACCCACUCUAGAUUCAAUCUCUGAGUUGCCAGAAGAGGAUGGAAAAGAAAGGCCACAAGAUCAGGAUGCUAUGGUACAGGAGAAAGAGCAGAGUAAAGAAAAGAAGAACCUCAGUAUGGUCACUGCAAACAUAAAAUCAGAGUCAAAACUGUAUACCAGCUCUGAAUCCACUAGUUGUACACCAGGUCUUGAAUCCUUCCUUGAGCAGAGCAGCAAGCCCACUGUCAUAUUGGUAGAUGAAAGUGACACCAUUGCAUCAAAGAGUCUUAAUAGUCAUUUUCAAAUGACGGAGCAAUCAGUGCAGCAUGCGCCAUGUAAUACACUUAUGGAGGACAGUGAUCCAGGGUUGCAAGAGGCAGCUAUUAAGAUCCAGGCAGCGUUCAAAGGCUACAAAACCAGAAAGAACAUGCAGCCUGUUUUUAAAGAGGUCUUUAAAGAUCAGACCAAAGAACCCAAUGGGACAAUUCAUCUUGAAUGUGUCACACAGGGCAAGCCAGACAAGGUUCGCUGGCUUAAGGAUGGAGAACCGUUGGCAGAUGGCAAACAUUAUCACAUAGACAUAUACAAUGAUGGCACUUGCUCUUUGAUUGUAACUGCUGCUACAACCAAAGAUACAGGAGUGUACACUUGUGAGGUGACAAAUAAGUUUGGUAUUACUGCUCACAGUGGAAAAGUAAUUGUUGGUUCCCCGCAAGAUUCAUCAAGCUUUCGGCCACUCACUCUGGGCUACAGUGCAGACAGUGAGCCUGAGAGCUCUGGCAGUGAGAUGGAUGAGUCAUUACGACAAGCAAGCAAGAGACUACAGAGGCUUCUUUGUACACGCCUUCCACCAGAUGUGGAAGAAGAACCUUUUGUCAGUGCUGAUGAGGGUGACUUGCAGCCACCUGAUUCACAUUGUUAUCAUGAGGAUGAUGGUUACAUUUAUAUUCGCUUUGAUACCCACAGUAAUGCUCAGGAAGCAUCAAAACAAUUUCAUCAGAUGUUUACACAACAGGGAGUGCCAGUAGAAACCACUAUUGUAGAAACAGGGGCAAAUGUAGAUCUACGUAUAAAAAAGACUGGCUUCAACCAAGAUGGUUACCAAACCCGUACACCUAAUACACAAACACCUGUUGUCACUAGUGGAGUCCCAGCAGCUCCAGUCUUUCUGACACAGCUCCAAACCCAAGAGGUCCAUGAUGGCUACCCAGUUAGCUUUGACUGUGUGAUCAGUGGCAACCCACCCCCCAUCAUUCGCUGGUUCAAAGAUGGGAAGGUGCUAGAAGAAGAUGACCACUAUAUGAUAAAUGAAAAUCAGGAGGGCUGUCAUCAACUGAUCAUUACAGCUGUACAACCAUUUGACAUGGGAGUGUACCGCUGUAUGGCUGAGAAUAAUAGUGGCAUUGCUUCCAGCAGGGCAGAGCUUAGGGUGGAAAUGUCGUGCAGCUCAGACUAUGAUACAGCAGCUGAUGCCACAGAGACCUCCUCAUAUAUUAGUGCCAAAAGCUUUGUAUCCAGUUCUGAGAACAGGGACACAGACGCCUUUGAAUCAGUGGUGGAGGAUGAGCAACUCCCUCAAAUAUUGGAUGAGUUACAUGACCUGUUCCUCAGUCCUGGAGCACCCAAUGCCAAGAUGUGCAUCAGGGUCAAAGGAUUUCCUACACCAAAAGUGUACUGGUUCAAGGAUGGUACAGCACUGCAACCCACAGAGAGAAUUGUCAUGUUAACAGAGAAAGAUAUGCACAGUCUGGAGAUUCUGGAGGUGAACUGUGAUGAUAGUGGAGACUAUUCUGCCUACAUUACCAAUGCAGCCGGCUCCGCUUAUUCCUCUGCACGCAUGGUUGUGCUUAACCCAGAGGAACACAUACCGGAGCAAGUAAAGAUCAGAGAACCUCUGGUGCCUCCUCGUUUUCUGGAAAGGUUCUCCGAUAAGACUGUGAAACAAGGAGCGAGCAUCACACUGUCAAUCAAAGUAGAAGGCUCUCCAGUUCCCUCUGUAAACUGGCUAAAGGAACAAGCAAAGGAUGUUCUGUGGAUAAAAACAGACACACAUGGAUACAAGAUUGCCAGCUCGGGGUGCCAACACAGCUUGAUCCUGAUGGACGUGAAAAAGGAACACUGUGGCACUUAUGUCUGUAUUGCUAGCAGCCGCGCUGGCCAGACUAUCAACACUGCUCAUCUGAAUGUUGAACAUGAUCCAGAAUGCAUUGUUACACCAGAGAUGUGUGGAAUUACAAUUAGUAAACCAGAACAAGAAAAGAAAGGAGAGACUAUACUGCCUUACCUGACUGGAGUCGGUACUACAGACUUUUUACAAAGGCUUACCUCCCAAAUUACAGAGAUGGUUUCUGCCAAAAUAACACAAGCUUCUUUACGUGUCCCAGGAGCUGAUAGUGAUGAUGAUGAUGGUAAAACACCAUCUCCAUCCCCCUAUCAUGGCCGCUCACGUCCUGCUUCACUUAUCAUGGACUCCUCCUCAGAAUCAGAUGAGGGUGAUGCCAGAGGAGAGAUGUUUGAUAUUUAUAUAGCCAUAGCAGAUUAUAACCCUAUACAAAUGUUGGGGAUGAAUGAGGAGGGCAUUACUCUUAAGGAGGGACAGUACGUGGAGGUUCUAGACUCAGCUCAUCCACUUAAAUGGCUUGUACGCACCAAACCCACCAAAAUCACACCCUCACGCCAAGGAUGGGUCUGUCCAGCAUAUCUUGACAAGAAAUUAAAGCAUUCUGCGGAUGCAGGGGAUGUUUCAGAAACUACGAGCGAGGAGCUUUCCGAAGUAGAGUAUAAAAAGAAACUUUGCCAUCUCCUUGAAGAGUGUAUUAGCAGUGAGACUUGCUUUAUAAGAGACAUGGACUUCCUUACAUCACAGCAUCUGAAACAUUUUGAUGAUGAGAGCCCCCCUCCUGAUAUUCGUUGCCACAAGAAAACCAUCUUUCGGAAUAUGAGCGACAUCCAUUGUUUCCACAGCAGCUCCUUUCUUUCUGGAUUGAAGGACUGUGACACAGAUGAUGAUAUAGCAAUGCAUUUUCUGAAAAACUUAAAGGGAUUUGAGAACUACAUACAAUACAUAGUGGGCCAGGCCCAGGCACAGGCUGUCAUUACUGACAAAACAGUUCAUGAGUAUUUCAAGGAAUACACAGCUUCAGAGCUUGCAAAUUUUGAUUCUUCAGAAUGUCCAGUACUGAGUAUAAAUCAGUAUCUUCAGAGACCACUGGAAAUGAUCCAGAAAUACAAGAACUUCUUAAAGGAACUGAUCAAAAAUAAGGCAAGGAAUGGACAGAACUGCUGUCUUCUAGAAGAGGCCUAUGCCAUGGUGUCUUCUCUUACCGUACGCUCUGAAAACACACACCAUGUCUCUCUCAUUGAGAAUUAUCCCGCCAAUCUGGAAGCAUUAGGAGAGCCUAUCAGACAGGGUCCUUUUGUAGUGUGGGAGGGUGCUCCAGGAAUUAGAACUUCUUCAAGGGGCCAUCACCGGCAUGUCUUCCUCUUUAAAAACUAUAUCAUCAUCUGCAAACAGAAACGAAACACAAAUACAGAAACCCAAGCAUACACAUUCAAGAAUAUAAUGAAGCUUACAGAUGUUGAUGUAAAUGAGACUGUGGAGGGUGAUGAAAGGGCAUUUGAAAUAUGGCAUGAGCGUGAGCACUCCGUCAGGAAGUAUACAUUGCAAGCACGCUCAGUGAUCAUCAAGAACUCCUGGCUUCGUGACUUUCACAACCUCCAGCAACACUAUAGCAUGCCAGUGUGGAGUCCACCAGAUUUUGAAGCAGUGUUAACUGAUUGCACUGCAGAAUUAGGACAGACAGUUAAGCUGGCAUGCAAAGUUACUGGAUCUCCUAAACCUGUAGUAAGAUGGUUUAAAGAUGGCCGGGCUGUGGAGGUGGACCCUCACCACAUCAUUAUUGAGGACCCAGAUGGUUCCUGCACUCUUAUUUUGGAUAACAUGAAUGCAGAUGACUCAGGCCAGUACAUGUGCUUUGCCACCAGCUCUGCAGGAAAUGCCAGCACUCUUGGCAAAAUUACUGUCCAGGUGCCUCCCCGGUUUGCAAGUAAAUUAAAGAAUGCUACCUUCGUCGCAGGAGAUGAUGCUCAGUUCACUUGCACAAUACAAAGUGCUCCUAGUCCGAAAAUAAGGUGGUUUAAGGAGGGUAAAUUGCUAACAGACCAAGAGAAGUACCAGACAUAUACUGAACCACGCAGUGGAUUAGUGGUUUUUAUUGUAAAGAAUCCUGGAGAGCGAGACUUAGGGCGUUAUGAAUGUGAGCUGUCUAACUGGCUGGGCAGUGUCAAGUCUGCAGCAGAUUUGAUCCUUCCUACUGUAGCAAUGGCAAGAGAUGACAGAGCACAGCAAGCCAUUUAUAUUGAAGUAACAGAGCAAGAGACAAAAUCGCCAAAGAAAACCAUAAUCAUAGAGGAGACCAUAACCACAGUUGUUAAGAACACUAGAAUGAAACGCCACAUGUCUCCACGCACAUCAUCUAUGGGACUAUACCGCACAGAGGCCUCCACCCCCGAACCAUUAAAACCAAGACGGACAAUUCCUAGAAAGACUGUGCCAACUUUAUAUGUCACUGAGCCUGAGGGGGCCAUGGCCACGAACCCUAAAUGGGUUGAAGUUGAGGAAAUUAUUGAGUAUAAAGUGAAUAAGUCACCCAAGUUGCCCAGAAGAAGAGGUCUUUCCCCUAACAAGAGACCACCAUCCGAUAACCCUAACAUAAACAACUCCAACAACAAAUUACUGGAGGAAAUGCAGGUACCAGUGGUUACUGUGGACUUGCAAAGCCUCUUACAUUUACAUUUUCAGCAUUUAGCAGACGCUUUUAUCCAAAGCGACUCUUAAACAAUAAGGAAAAUAUUAGAUUGGAUUGGAUUAGCAUAUCAGCAUUGGAUUCAAUUAAUGGUUUGGAUUUAGAGCAGCCAUAUGUGUUGGUGAACUUAAACACAGGCAUUGAUGAUGCAACUUUUAAAACUUCUGAUCCAAAUGUUAAAAUUAAAGAUGAUGACAGUGAAGGAUACAGAGAAAUCACACUCUGCUGAUCCAUUUUUUUCGUUUUCAGGGGCACUUCUGUAAAGUUUUUUCUGAGCCCAUUGCAAUCCGCAAUAUUCAGUCAAUGAAAAAGAAAAAAAUGGAUCAGCAGAGUGUGAUAUAAAGCUAAAAAAUAACUCCUAGGCGCUGCAGAAAAUUAGAAAAGAAUGGUAGGUGGCCAGAGCUUUAAAGCCCAAAUUUCUGUCCAAGCUCUCAACUAUACAACAAUUGUAGAACUGCUUACAAAAAAAAUAAACUAAAAAAAAACAGUAACCAGAAAGAACAAAAAAACACAGAAUUUUAGGGAAAACCAAUUUUACAGUACCAGUUUUUAGACAUCUGUGUAAAGGUUUUUUUUUUUUUUUUUUUUGAUAGAUUUUAAUUCCAAAAUAUACCAAAAAUGACGUGAAACAUUUAGCAGCUUCUAAAUACUUGUCAGACACUUUGGAUCAUCUUACAAAUGAGGCAGUGGUAGCUCAUUGGUUAAGGUUCUGGACUAUUGAUCUAUUGACUGUUGAAAGGUUGCGGUUUUAAGCGUGGCAUCGCAAGUUGCCACUGUUGGGCCCAAGAGUAAGGCCUUAAUUGCUUGUAUUGUAUUUCAUCACAAUUUUAAGUCUGUUUGAAUUAAAGUGUCUGCAAAAGGGGUGUAAAUGUAAUUAUGAGAUUAAGUUUAAUUGUAAUGCAACAAAGCGCUAUUGCUGCUUUGUUUUGCAACAAUAAGACUAAAUUAUGUAUGAAUUUGUUUAUGAAUAGGUAAAUUAACCUUUGUGUGUUUAUAUAGUAAUAUUUUAAAUUUUUAAAUUUUAAACAUUAACAUUUAUUUAAAAAAGAUUUAUGAAUUGUUAGUAUGUUUGUAAAAAAAAAAAACACCAUGGCAUUGUUAGGAAACACCAAUAUUGUUGCAAUAUUGCUAUUAAAAUAAAGGGAUUUUUUUAUUUCAAGAGUUACAAGUUGGCUGAAGAUAUCAGUGGCUUUAUUUGCUUUUUUUACUUAGCUGUGCUAUAAAAUACAAACUGACUCAUGCCACUCUGCGUGCUUUGGUGUUCACAGCUAUCUUUUUCACAUGUGUGUGUUUAUAUAUACAUAUGUUUGUAUAUUAUUAAAAAACUUAAUUAAACUAAAUUAAAAUGUUAUGUUUGCAGCAUGCUUAGAAUUGAUGUAUAGUGUUUUCUUUGCCCAGCAGUAUUUUUGGAUGCAGUGAUAGAGUGUGUUAAGUGACAAUGAUUUUCCAAAGUACACCCCAAACCCAUUUCACUUUAUUUACCACAAUAACAUGACGCUUUUUCAUGCACUACUUUCUUGGGCACAAAGAUCAUGCAUAUUGAACAUUUGUUUUCAGCCUUGCCCUACAAAGACUGAGAUUUCUAUGGAUUUCGGGUGUGCACGGUAGUGAUUAAAGACCUAAAUUAUUUGUAAUCUUGCAUUGUAAAAUGUUUUUGUAGCAAAUAAUUGACACAUUGUAACACCUGUUAGUUUUCUCAUAAAGUUGACAAAUCGGUAAGACUUCUUUGCAAGCCAUCUUUGCAAUGAUGUAAAUCAAAAAGCCUCUGUUCUUUUCAUGAUACCCUCACCUGUAACGAAUUUACCUGCUGCUUGUGGAAUGUCUUAGUGGUUUAACUUAAAUGUUUAUUGCAUUUUUUUUUUGCCUGUCCCAACUUUUUUAGUGUGUUAUGGUCAUCAAGUUCAAAUGUCAGUGUUUUCACAAAACAUAGUCCUUGCUGUUCUGCACAGAAUAAAAUUUGUCUCUUUGA
This is a messenger RNA of Trichomycterus rosablanca, 19870 nucleotides long. RefSeq names its product obscurin, cytoskeletal calmodulin and titin-interacting RhoGEF b (gene obscnb). The record is from RefSeq and is a predicted model, not a curated record. Bases 147 to 17933 code for a protein of 5928 amino acids. NCBI's taxonomy places the organism in Eukaryota, Metazoa, Chordata, Actinopteri, Siluriformes, Trichomycteridae. Gene Ontology annotation, molecular function: guanyl-nucleotide exchange factor activity; protein binding. The transcript has 75 exons.